Messenger RNA from Pantherophis guttatus, 1786 nucleotides. It is a transcript of the gene SOX12, whose product is annotated as SRY-box transcription factor 12. Gene Ontology annotation, cellular component: nucleus. Gene Ontology annotation, molecular function: RNA polymerase II cis-regulatory region sequence-specific DNA binding; DNA-binding transcription activator activity, RNA polymerase II-specific. The record is from RefSeq and is a predicted model, not a curated record. Gene Ontology annotation, biological process: brain development; neuron differentiation; positive regulation of transcription by RNA polymerase II. Lineage: Eukaryota; Metazoa; Chordata; Lepidosauria; Squamata; Colubridae.
UUAAAAGGGGGGCGUGGAUCAGAGAGAGAGAGAGAGAGGGGCGAUCUCGCUCGCUGGCAACCACCGAGGCUCACCCGCCCACCUGCCGGCCGUGCCGAGCCCGCCACCACGGUGUUUCCACCCACCGGACGAUGAGAAAAUAACCCCGGCUUGGACUGAGCAUCCGGAGGAGGAGUGUUCGGAGAGUCGGCGGCGCAUCAGGGCAACAGCAUGGUCCAGCAACGCAGCUCCACGCGGACCCGAGGCGUGGAAGCGAAGCAGGAGGCGUGUUCCAAAGGCAGCUUGCUGUUGAAAGAUGGCACGGGCGAACCGGACUGGUGCAAGACCCCCAGCGGGCACAUCAAACGCCCCAUGAACGCCUUCAUGGUGUGGUCCCAGAACGAACGGCGGAAGAUCAUGGACCAGUGGCCCGACAUGCACAACGCCGAAAUCUCCAAGCGGCUGGGACGGCGCUGGCAGUUGCUCCAAGAUUCAGAGAAGAUCCCUUUCGUCAAGGAGGCCGAACGGUUACGCCUCAAACACAUGGCCGACUAUCCCGACUACAAGUACCGGCCCAGGAAGAAAGGCAAGCUGGGCAGUGCCAAGGCCCGGCCCAGGGUGCCCGUCAAGAUUAAACCCUCCGUCCUUGGACGGGCAGCUUCGCCCCGGAGGCAGACGCCGAAGCCGGAUCCCGAAGGCCAGGGGGGAUGCGCCUCUCCAAAGCCAGACGACGACCCCUUGGAAGCCCGCAUCCUGGAGGUAUCGUUUGACGAAGGUCCCAAAACCUCCAGCAAGGAAUUCUGGCACGUGCUUCCCGCAGGUGGUGAGAAAGGAGAGUGGGAAGCCAACUCUGGCCAGGCCAAAGACGCCGAAGCCGGCGAGCUCGCCAAGCCCUGGUCCUCCGACGUGUCUUCUCCAGCUUCUACGAGAUCUUCUUCUUCUUCUUCUUCUUCCUUUGCCUCCUCAGAUGACGAGCCAGAGGAAGAUCUUUGGAACGUUGUGCCCAGCCGAGUCCAGCCAAACACGCCCCCUUGCCGGAGCCCGGACUGGUCGGUCUUUGAUAAAGAUCUGGAUCUUUUUCCUUUGGGCGCCUCGUCUCAUUUUGAGUUCCCCGAUUACUGUACCCCGGAAGUGACUGAGAUGAUCGCAGGGGACUGGCUGAUGUCCAGCAUUUCGGACUUGGUCUUUACGUACUGAAUCCUCCCAGGGAACUCUCGCUUCUCAACAAUCAGGUGGUUCCGGAAAAGACAAAAAAACAAAAAAAAAAAACAUGCAGAGAGAAAAAGAGAGAAAGAAAAAGAGAAGAAGAAACCCAGCUGUUUACAUACAGAAUCAGGUAUCUCCACAGCUUGCCUUGGCUUCAUUCAAAGGCAAGUCCUCCAUCAGCCCAUCCCCCACUGCCUCCUCCUUCCCCCCCCAGCACACACCCACUUGGCCAGCCUCUCCUGCCUUGCUCGGGGAGGCUGCCCGUCACCUCUCAACCCCCCCACCCUUCCUCUUCUCUCCACUUUGAAGCCAUCCUGGCUUGGCACCGUGUUUAUUUACCCAUGAAAUUUGACUGUCUAGUCUGGUUUUGCCUUGUAAUCCGACCGUUCGUCGCUGAUCCUUUCAACCGUCUUUGCAGCUGCUUUCCGGCUCGGAUGGAAGGAUGGAUGCCAUCCAUGCUGAUGCCCCCUCCUUCCUCUCCCCUCUCUCCCUCUGCCCUCGGGGUGCCCACAUUCCCUCGCUUGGCAUCCCACUUGUCACCCUGUUCUCUCCUGCCUCCCCACACCCCCAUCACCCCACCUCGAAGGGUGUCUUUGCCGGG